This is a messenger RNA of Solanum tuberosum (potato), 953 nucleotides long. RefSeq names its product phosphatidyl-N-methylethanolamine N-methyltransferase. Gene Ontology annotation, molecular function: S-adenosylmethionine-dependent methyltransferase activity. The coding region runs from base 88 to 582 and encodes 164 amino acids. NCBI's taxonomy places the organism in Eukaryota, Viridiplantae, Streptophyta, Magnoliopsida, Solanales, Solanaceae. Gene Ontology annotation, biological process: phosphatidylcholine biosynthetic process. The record is from RefSeq and is a predicted model, not a curated record. The transcript has 2 exons.
AGUGUUGUCGUCGAAAGGGAUUUUCAGCCCCUUGAGGUUAAAGACACAAAUAAAGGAAUACUGAGACAGAAAGCGGAACAAAGAGAAAUGGGAUUAUGGGCAUGUUUAGCAGUGAUAUCACCAUUUCCAUUUUACUACUAUCUCUGGACACAUCCUCAAAAAUGGGUCGAUCUCUGUGGAAGUGGACGUGACCCUUGCAAAGUUAUGGCUAUCGUCUCUCAUUUUAUAAAGUUGAUCCAAUUCAUCUCACUCUUAUCGGUUUCCACAUUUUCAUGGCCUCCUCCGCUUUAUUUUUGGCCCCUUUUCAUCUUUGGUCAGUUCCUUAAUUUCAGGGUGUAUCAACUGUUGGGAGAAGCUGGCACUUACUAUGGUGUCCGCUUUGGGAAGAAUAUCCCUUGGGCAACAGAGUUUCCUUUUGGAGUAAUAAGAGAUCCUCAGUAUGUCGGCAGCAUUUUGAGUUUGCUAGCUUGCCUCUCUUGGGUUCCUUUCUUGUAUAUUUUCUUAUGGGUAUUGGGAUAUGCAUUUAUAAUACAAGUUGAAUCCAUGGAAGAUCCAGCUACUCGUGCAAACCCGCUUUCUUGAGUCUAUAGAAGAUACAUCUGCCAACUUCAAGGAACUAGUACUGCUUGCUUCUGCAUUCUGGAGAAGGAAUCCUUUUGAUAAAGUUCUUUGUAUCAAUGGUUUCUUGAGUUCUCGAGUCCUUUUUUAAAAUCAGACUCAGCAAUAUUUUGGACGAUUCUGUAAGUUUUUUUUUUUUUUUUAAGAAGCCAGCAUAACUUUAGAUCCCUAUGUCUUUUUUGAAUUAAAAAAUCCAGGCAAUAAAGAGCAAUUUUUUUUUGUGUGAAUGGUUCUUGAGAACACUGUAUGUCUAUUUUGACACAGCAAAACUGAAUGAUUUAUCAGCUGUUAAUGCAAAAUUUUCGAAGUAGUAACCUUCGGGUAUGAUGUGGAGG